UCCUGGUGUGUUGGCAUGUGACCACGCAGAGCUGUCAGCUGCUGCUAUUUAAUUCCAAGGCGCUGUAAAGUGUAUUGUUUGUCCCCCUGCUAUGCUGAACUAAUUUUACUACGAAAACAUCAGCAAUAAUCAGAGGCGGAUGAGAGAGAAUUACUACGCUUCGUAGUUUAUCAACUUGUUGAAACUGUAGCGAGUGCAAAUACAACUAGCUUCCGAAAAUUAAAUAACUACGACGUGAUUUUGCAUAUUCGAUAUAAUCGUAAUUUAUGGUGUAAUUGUUGUAUGCCACUGUUUGACUCGAGCCGGAGAGUGAGUUGAUGUUCAUGAAAGCAAACUUCCAACUACACGAAUAACCUGUUUCUCGUAGCCUACAUGGGAUAGCUUGGAGAAAUAUAAUACCCCGAGUCUGAUAUACAGUAUUGCUAUAUUUACGUUUAAUGCUCAGUCUGUGAAAAUAAAAACUGUUACCACCCAAGCUGGAUUGUGGGCGCCUAGUAGCAUCCCGCAGGCGAUGGUAAAGGAAGAGUGCAAAACCAUGUUAGACGCCCUUAAUAAAGUGACAGCUUGUUAUCGGCACAUGGUAAUCAGUGCUGGGGGUACCUCAGAUUCCCAUAAUCUGAGAGAAGAGCUCAGGAAGACACGGCAAAAAGCGCAGGAUCUUGCAGUCGCUAAUCGAAACAAAUUAACAUCUGUGCUAAAAGACAAGACCAUUACUAAAGAAGACAGGGCAGAUUAUGAGAGACUAUGGGUAAUCUUUUCAACAUGCAUGGAAAUCCUGGAGGUCGAUAUGAGAAGAGCGCUGGAACUUGGGCAGGAGUUUCCCAUCAAUGUACCGAAAAAGCACCUGAUCCAGACUGGCAUGACAGGGGGUACAUCUGCAGUGGCUGCUAGGGCUAUGAGCGUGCAAAACAUGAAGUAUGAAGCUGAGACCAACCUCGAUUUGGCCGAUCUGAAGGACCUGGAGCACGAAAUCUGUCAAGUGGAAGAGAUGAUGUACGAAAUGGAAAUGAAAGUGAAUGUCCCACAGUGGACCGUAGAGGCGAAACAGGACCCCGGUGCUGAACUUAAGUCCACUGUCAGCAUUGGGGCUUCAUCGGUUGGUGCAAUUUCCCUGGAUGAGAAUAAGUCAUACUGUGAUCCCAGUAAAGCUCUUGCCGGGGUGGUAUUCACCGCUGUUCUGAUAGUUGCCAUUGUAUUAGCGGUCUGUGUUGUCAAACUUUCUUAAGGAAACCGAAAUACUGUAUUCAUUAAACAGUAUUUAAUUAUAAUCAGGGAGUACCAUUUUUAAGUGCCGCAAUAUAGAUUACCAGAGCCAGCCCAAAAAAUGCGAGCUGCCCCCGAGUAGGACGGAUGUAUGCUUGUCACAUAAACAUAUGUCUUAUCCAGAUUUAUUUAAUACCCGUUACUGUUUGAAUUAUACUUUGGCAGGAACAAUUUAAUUAGCUUUUCCAAAGUUUGCUACCUAGGCACCUUAGUGCAUACAUUGAAAUUUUUAAUGCACCACAGUGGAGAUUUAACCUCCUCGAGUCAUAUUGGUCACAUUUAAUUAACAAUUUAAAACCUAAUCAGUAACGGCUAUGAUCUAUCUUAACGACAAAUGGUUAAAGGGGGUCUGCAAGCUUUCAGAAAAUGUAGCAGCAGUUGGUCUAAUUUAAUAACUUAUUGUGGUAUAAAGCUAAAGUACACGUGCGCUAUUUUUGCUUUCUCGGAAAUGUCACCUUCCAGCUUUUCGUGGGAUUAUGCUGUCAGCCUCUAAGCUGCAAAUGUGGUCUUUAUUUAUCAAGAAUGGUUGACGCGGAAUUAAUUUGUGCUAUGAUACCAUAAUGUAGCAGAGCUUAUAUCUACAAAAGAGCUAAAAGGGAAAGCUUUCCUGAUUCCUUUGUUAUCUGAUGCGCACUGAGAAGGGGUUAUACUUGUUAUAAUAAAACGCUUUCAGUGAAAAUUGUCAUGGGGUUAAUUAAGCCGUUCACUGGAGCUACCAAAGUGUUUUCCUGCAAGUAUGUAAUGUACAUAUGGGAAUUUUGGGGCUGCAGUACAACACAUACGGAGUGUGUUUAUCUUUGUUCUGAAAUAUGCUGUGCAUUAAUUUUGAUGAUGUUCCAUUAACACACACAACAGCAAAGCUAAGCAAAGCAAUGAUAAGCUAAAGCAGGUUAAUUUUCUAGUUACAGAUAAAUUUCUUACUAGUACGGGUUACUUAUUUCCUGAAAACAUGCUGCAUUGCUAUCGCAACACUGCUGUAGUUGCACUGAUUGCUUCACUCUUUAAAAGUGUAUAUAUGUAUGCAUUUAUUUAUUUUUACAUUUGUUAACUUGGUUCGGCAGAUCCCAAUGAAUCAUUUCAGACUCAACCUGGAAAAGCACAACAGACAGAAGAUAAGGCGACAUUUCCAAAGGGAUAUGCACAAUAAUGAAUAAAUACUUAUCAACGCUAUAUAACUAUAACACUGAAAAAAAGUAUGUCUAAAAAUGUGUUUUAAACUGUAGGACAAAUUACAUAACUGGAACAAAUGAGGCAUUCACAGUAGAUAUCUCCAAUACAGAGUACUUAACAUUUAUGUGUACAAAGGCAGAGAAAAGGAAACGUGAAGGGAAGGAAAGUUAAAGUAGAAUGAAAGGAGGGUGGAAAAGAUGAAAAAGGAGGGGACUUGAGGGAGAUUUUAAGGGUGUAGAGUAACAUAGUAUAUAGCAUGGAAGAAAAACGAGAGCCUAUUGGGAGAGGAAUAGCACUUGCAGGAGUCUUCAUGAAUGAAAUUUUUUAAGAUGGUUGUGGAAAGCUUGGAAGGAAGAUUGUGGUCAUAUCUUUAGCAAUUAAAAAAAAAAACAAUUUCACUAUAACACAUUUUCUGCUUUAACUUUGAAUGACUUAACUUUAAAGUUCUAAGCUUGUCCCCACUUCCAUAUCAAAUUAAGAUAUUUUUUUACAUUAAAACAAAAACUGUAGUAAGAGCAUCUUUUCUGACAAAGGCAUACUGUAUAAAACUACUAGUGAUUAUGUCAUCUUAACAGAUUUUCAUUGCGUAAAAAAAAAUCAUCUGGAGAAUGCAUCAGAUUACACAUCCUAAAUGCAUUCUCACCUAAUACGAUUACCUUGGGCUUUUGAUCUAGGCUCAAGUAUGACCAUGGCAGAAAUAGCUUGUGACUGCUGACAGCCAGUUGAUUCAGUGAGCAGAUGCAGAGGAAGAUUAUGAGAUACAGUACGGCUUAAUGAGUCCUACUUUCCAGGUAACAAGGGCAGUAUUUUGACAAAUUAUGCAACAAUAACGUGCAAUGACCACUGUGUUCUGGAUUGUAACUCAAGUAGAAAAAAAAUCUUUUUUUAGAAUUUUAUUUCAGUUGUUGACAUGUCUGUGCACACACUAAUUUUGACAUUCUUAUAUGGGAAGGAAGUGAUAAAAAUGUUAGAAGAAGAAGCAGGACAAAUGAGUAGGUUGAAUAAAGAUAUGGGAUUGCUAACCUGCAUGUCUCUGUGAUGUCUGCAUGAAAGUAAACACUGUAUGUUACAGAAAUUAAAUUCUGGGAUAGGGAAGGUUGGAAACUGAUGUCCUCUGUUUUAAACCACAAAAUAUUGAUGAUUACAUUAUUUAUGCUUUUAUACAAAUGACAUUAAACAGUAAGAAGCGUGGGUUUCAGGCAACAGUUUCAAGUAAUACACUGAACAAAAAUAAAACUUUAGUAUAAUAAACUGAACAUUUUUACUUUACAAAAAAAUGGAAUCAUUCAAUAACUAAAAUGGUUUAUAGUGUGUCUUCAAAAUGAUUUUCUAGGGAUGUUGUUGCAGCAAAUUAAUGAUAGUUGCCUAAAGGUUAAGUAGUGAGUAAAGCUUAUGUCAAACUAAAUUAAAUGGAACUGCAGUUUGUUAAAAACAUUCUCUGUAUGGCAUUAUAUUUACUUCCCAUUUAAUACUUUUACAGGAAGAUUUGGGGGCUUUAUUUUCAACACUCUGCAAAAUCUCCAGGUUGGAAAGUGUACUGGAUCUGAGAGAUGUAAAAGGGAAUCAUACAGGUAUGAUGAAAAAAUGACCCUAACUGUGAUCCAGCUUUUGUCCUUUUCACUGCCAGUGGGAGGAUUGUAGAUGUAGGCAGUUUCGUAUUCUUGUUUAGCCUGCAUGUCACUAAAAUUGUUUUGUUUGUCUCAGGCAUUCUUAGAUUAUUUUACCAUUCUUUAAUCUGCCACUUUACUUAAUAAUGCUACUGUAUGCAUUUAUGAAAUACUGAUGUGAAAAAUAUAUAUUGCAUUACCUCUUAUUUGCCUUAUGCCCAAUUUCAGGUGUCCCUUUAAUGUGUACUUAAAGACAUGCUUCCUCCAGAGUUGCAAAAUAAAAUAUUGCUCAAAUACUGAAUUUUUAACUCUCCCUUAGAAAAUUGUACUGUACCAAAAUGUGGGUGUCUGGAAACAAACCUCCUUUUAACUGCAAGGAGUUAUACUUGGCAUGAGUCUUGCACAGUGUUUAUUGUAUUAGUAUUACAACAGAUCUGAAGUACGCCCUUCCCUACCACCAGUGAAACAAUCAGACUGACAGAAGUAUCCUGUGACUCACAUGUGCUUUGCAAUGGUAACUGUAUUUUUGUCUGUUAUAGCUGAAAAGUGAACUACUGUAGUACAUUUGGUUCAUGCAAACUAGUAGGGAGAAACUCAUUUUUAUGUACUUUUGUGAAAUGACUGUGCUGCUUUAUAGCCAUGACUUGGGCCAGUAACUCAUUUAUGAAAUAACCUAAUGCACUAUGAAAUAAGUACGGGACAAACAUAGAUAAUGCUUAUGAUAUUUGGGAAAAUAUGUGGUCAAGCAGCAUGUGUAAAGUGGGAAAAAUAGUUCGCACCUAGUUCUAACAUGCUAUAAAAAUGUUUCUCUUUUGUUUUGUUUUUUUUUUAUUUUUUUUUCAGAAAACUCAGCAGUGUUUUUCUAAAGUUUAUAUAAAAGUGAUCGCUGUGUGUCCAUGCAUGUGCACUUGCAUGCACAGAUUUAUAAAAUGUUCUCAGUCUGUCUAGCUAACAGGGAUAGGCCAUAAAAGAUGUACAAUACACACUUAAAAAGAAGCCUCUCUUCCAAAUCUGAAUGUAUAAUAAAAAGUCAUGACAGCUCAUGAGUUCAGUAAGACAUACCGGGUUGUGCAUGGGACAACUUUUCUGCACACUUAGUCUUCUAAGGCACUUGACCUUUGAAUCCAUACUUCAUAGUAACCUAUGUGUGUAGUAAUAUCUUUUCAGUGCACACCAAGCAGCAUGUAUUAUUUUUAUGUAUGCAUGUAUUUACAAAAUAAGUCACUUGCCGCAGCAGCUAUUGAUGGUUAUUGGCAGUAGCUGCAGGGAUGUUUUUGCAGGUGGUCCUGUUUGUGCAACUUAUUUCUAGCUUCCAUUUACUGUCCACUGCUUCUAAUUAAAAAUUGUUUGUCUACUGUAUUGCUGAGAUUACUGUUAUCAUGACUUUAGUGAGGUGUCUUAACUGCUUGUCUAGACUUGUGGCAUUUCUGUAUCUGAAGACUAUGCAAUCUUUCAGUGUUUCACAAAUGCAGAGAACUUAUGCUUGUCUUUCUGCAGUCCUUCUGUGGUACUUUGUUUCUUUUGCAGUUUGUGAAAUGAUGGGUCCUCUUUGCGAAUUUAGUCUGUGGUCAUUAUUUAUUUAUUCAUUCUGCAUAUUUGGAUCUUUAGCUGUGGGUCACAUUUCAGAAGUGUCAUGGAAAACAUGCCAUCAGAAUAAUAAAAUAAAUCUGCCUGGUUACAUUCUGCUGGGGGAAAAGACUGAAUACAUUCAUAUAAAUAAAGAGUUUUCCUUUUCUGUA
Protopterus annectens (West African lungfish) is the source of this 5779-nucleotide messenger RNA. It is a transcript of the gene RGS9BP, whose product is annotated as regulator of G protein signaling 9 binding protein. The transcript has a single exon. Lineage: Eukaryota; Metazoa; Chordata; Ceratodontiformes; Protopteridae. Gene Ontology annotation, biological process: G protein-coupled receptor signaling pathway; detection of light stimulus involved in visual perception. Bases 512 to 1225 code for a protein of 237 amino acids. The record is from RefSeq and is a predicted model, not a curated record. Gene Ontology annotation, cellular component: neuron projection; photoreceptor outer segment.